Molecule: messenger RNA, 2532 nt
Organism: Gymnodraco acuticeps
Lineage: Eukaryota; Metazoa; Chordata; Actinopteri; Perciformes; Bathydraconidae
Product: polyubiquitin-C
Exons: 2
Coding region: 288-2117 (609 amino acids)
Biological process (GO): modification-dependent protein catabolic process; protein ubiquitination
Cellular component (GO): cytoplasm; nucleus
Molecular function (GO): protein tag activity; ubiquitin protein ligase binding
Source: RefSeq, a predicted model, not a curated record
CGCAGGCUGCGAAAAGGUCAUUUUUCAGCCUCACCGUCGUCUAAAAAACGAUUAAUCUCACGUAUAAAACAUGUAUUGUUUCUUCAUCUCGAAUAUUUGUGUUUAAUUCAAGAAAAAGGUUAAACGGUGUAUCGUCGCUAAAUAACAUGUUAUAGUUCCACCGAAGGACGCAGCGGAAGGACACCACACUGUUUUGUAUAAAUACUGCUGCGCUGCUCUUUGUUCCUCAGACCUGACAGCAGCCGGAGCAGAUUGGUUACAGCUGGAAAAACACUUGUUUUGUCAAAAUGCAGAUCUUCGUGAAGACCCUCACUGGAAAGACCAUCACCUUGGAGGUGGAGGCAAGUGACACCAUUGAAAAUGUCAAGGCCAAGAUCCAGGACAAAGAAGGCAUCCCCCCAGAUCAGCAGAGGUUGAUCUUUGCUGGCAAGCAGCUGGAAGAUGGCCGCACUCUCUCCGACUACAACAUCCAGAAGGAGUCCACUCUUCACUUGGUCCUGCGUCUCCGUGGAGGCAUGCAGAUCUUCGUGAAGACCCUCACUGGAAAGACCAUCACCCUGGAGGUCGAGCCAAGUGACAGCAUCGAGAACGUGAAGGCCAAGAUCCAGGACAAAGAAGGCAUCCCCCCAGAUCAGCAGAGGUUGAUCUUUGCUGGCAAGCAGCUUGAAGAUGGCCGCACCCUCUCCGACUACAACAUCCAGAAGGAGUCCACCCUCCAUCUUGUGCUCCGUCUGAGGGGAGGCAUGCAGAUCUUUGUCAAGACCCUCACCGGAAAGACCAUCACCCUGGAGGUUGAGCCAAGUGACAGCAUCGAGAACGUGAAGGCCAAGAUCCAGGACAAAGAAGGCAUCCCCCCAGAUCAGCAGAGGUUGAUCUUUGCUGGCAAGCAGCUUGAAGACGGCCGCACCCUCUCCGACUACAACAUCCAGAAGGAGUCCACCCUCCAUCUUGUGCUCCGUCUGAGGGGAGGCAUGCAGAUCUUCGUCAAGACCCUCACCGGAAAGACCAUCACCCUUGAAGUCGAGCCAAGUGACAGCAUCGAGAACGUGAAGGCCAAGAUCCAGGACAAAGAAGGCAUCCCCCCAGAUCAGCAGAGGUUGAUCUUUGCUGGCAAGCAGCUUGAAGAUGGCCGCACCCUCUCCGACUACAACAUCCAGAAGGAGUCCACCCUCCAUCUUGUGCUCCGUCUGAGGGGAGGCAUGCAGAUCUUUGUCAAGACCCUCACCGGAAAGACCAUCACCCUGGAGGUUGAGCCAAGUGACAGCAUCGAGAACGUGAAGGCCAAGAUCCAGGACAAAGAAGGCAUCCCCCCAGAUCAGCAGAGGUUGAUCUUUGCUGGCAAGCAGCUUGAAGAUGGCCGCACCCUCUCCGACUACAACAUCCAGAAGGAGUCCACCCUCCAUCUUGUGCUCCGUCUGAGGGGAGGCAUGCAGAUCUUCGUCAAGACCCUCACCGGAAAGACCAUCACCCUUGAAGUCGAGCCAAGUGACAGCAUCGAGAACGUGAAGGCCAAGAUCCAGGACAAAGAAGGCAUCCCCCCAGAUCAGCAGAGGUUGAUCUUUGCUGGCAAGCAGCUUGAAGACGGCCGCACUCUCUCCGACUACAACAUCCAGAAGGAGUCCACUCUUCACUUGGUCCUGCGUCUCCGUGGAGGCAUGCAGAUCUUCGUGAAGACCCUCACUGGAAAGACCAUCACCCUGGAGGUCGAGCCAAGUGACAGCAUCGAGAACGUGAAGGCCAAGAUCCAGGACAAAGAAGGCAUCCCCCCAGAUCAGCAGAGGUUGAUCUUUGCUGGCAAGCAGCUGGAAGAUGGCCGCACUCUCUCCGACUACAACAUCCAGAAGGAGUCCACCCUCCAUCUUGUGCUCCGUCUGAGGGGAGGCAUGCAGAUCUUCGUCAAGACCCUCACUGGAAAGACCAUCACCCUGGAGGUUGAGCCAAGUGACAGCAUCGAGAACGUGAAGGCUAAGAUCCAGGACAAAGAAGGCAUCCCCCCAGAUCAGCAGAGGUUGAUCUUUGCUGGCAAACAGCUGGAAGAUGGCCGCACCCUCUCCGACUACAACAUCCAGAAGGAGUCCACCCUCCAUCUUGUGCUGCGUCUCCGUGGAGGAAACUAAUCCCCCUCCUCUCUAAAGAAGUCUAGAGAAAGCCACCCAUCUAUACCAGGGUUGAAUUUUCAAUUUUUGCUCCGGCUGUCAGUCAUUCCAUUUUUAUUUGUUUUCAUUUUUUAAAGUUUAAAUAAAGAUUGAGCAUUCCUGACUUUUGCAUUUUACUUUAAAUGAUUUAAUUGAGACUGGUUUAGCUGACAGUGUGUUCAUGGGGUUCCACAAUUUGAUUGAUGGUAAUUUAUUAAACGGAAAAUACAUAAGCAUGAUGUAAACCGUAUAGGAUCAAAGUAUGCAUAGAUAAAAGUUCACUAUCGGGUAAUAUAAUAUAAUGUUGACUGUUUUUCGACAAACCCCCAGAAUGGAGCCGCUGAAAAUAUUGCUGUGACAAAUGUUGGUGGUAACUAAUAAAAUGACUUGAACUGUC